Molecule: messenger RNA, 1023 nt
Organism: Quercus robur (English oak)
Lineage: Eukaryota; Viridiplantae; Streptophyta; Magnoliopsida; Fagales; Fagaceae
Exons: 2
Coding region: 1-1023 (340 amino acids)
Molecular function (GO): RNA-DNA hybrid ribonuclease activity; nucleic acid binding
Source: RefSeq, a predicted model, not a curated record
AUGAGGAGCAUGAGGGUUGUUGGGAUUGGGAAUGCCAGAAAGGAAAGAAAAGGAAAGGAAAUGCGUGUAUAUCGUGUAUUGGUGCUGAAUCCUGUCGAGCCAGAAAACAUUCUGCCCACCAAUUUCUGUCUAGCUAGAAGAAAGGUGUCAAAAUGGGAAGGCUGUGCUUGGUGUGGUGAGACGGAAUCAUCGAGCCAUGUGUUAUGGGAUUGUAAGGCUGCUGCAGAGGUUUGGAAGGAAUCGGGUCUCAAUUUGCCUAGGUGGAAGAAUGAUCAUAGGGAUUUCAUUGAGGUGUUUUGGAAGCUAAAAGAGGAAGCAAAAAAUAUAGAUUGGGUCGAGUUUGCAACGACGGCAUGGAGCAUAUGGAGUAACAGAAAUCGUUACAAGCAUGAGGGGAAGUUCAAGCCGGGGAAGAUGGUAGUCAAGGAGGUGACCAGAUAUGUAGAGGAGUUUCGACAAGGCUUCACUUCAAACUCAACCACUUCCAAGCAGCCCCCUAGGCGUGAUUCCCAAUGGAGACCCCCAGAUGCUGGACGGUAUAAGGUAAAUGUUGAUGCAGCAGUGUUUAAGGAGGCAGGUAGUUGUGGAGUGGGGGUGGUAGUAAGAAAUGAAGAAGGUUGUUUGAUGGGGGCUAUGAGCAGAAAGCUUCCUUUUCCCUUGGGGCCUUUAGAAGCAGAGGCAAGGGCAGCAGAGGAGGGGAUUGUGUUUGCAAGGGACCUUGGCCUUAAUGAAGUGGUCAUCGAAGGAGACGCAAAGACAGUCAUGUCUGCACUAGCAAACUCAGAUUUUCUGCAUACCCCAUCCUCAAUUCAGAAAGUAAUGGAAGGGGCGAAGUUCAGGCUGCAGGCUUUCAAGUCAUGGCAGUCCAAACAUGUUCACAGAAGCUGUAAUGUAGCAGCUCAUAUGCUUGCAAAGCAUGCUUGUAAUGUUAUAGAUAGUUUAAUUUGGGUGGAGGAUACUCCCCCAAUGAUUUCAGCUCAGAUCAGUAUGGAUGUAGCAAAUUUGGGUUUAUCCCUCAAUUAA